Molecule: messenger RNA, 1676 nt
Organism: Spirometra erinaceieuropaei
Lineage: Eukaryota; Metazoa; Platyhelminthes; Cestoda; Diphyllobothriidea; Diphyllobothriidae
Source: the annotation of a GenBank genome assembly
AUGGACCUAUUCGCCGCCGCCUACGAGAACUUCGGUCUGGUCAUCAACACGCAAAAGACGGUGGUGAUGCACCAAACGCCACCCAACUCAGCCACAGCCCCCAACGCGCCGCACAUCAACGUGAAUGGGACCCAACUGGAAGUGGUGGAGAACUUCCCGUAUCUGGGCCGUACCCUCUCCCGCAACACCAAGAUUGAUGACGAAGUCGCCAACAGGAUCUCGAAAGCCAGUCAAGCCUUCGGACGCCUCCGAAGCACAGUCUGGAAUCGCCACGGUCUUCAACUGAGCACGAAGCUAAAGAUGUACAAGGCCGUCAUCCUGCCGACGUUACUGUACGGAGCAGAGACAUGGACGGUGUACACGCGGCAGGCACGCCGACUGAAUCACUUCCACCUCAGCUGUCUCCGUCGCAUCCUGAGGCUGAACUGGCAGGAUCAAAUCCCCGACACCGAUGUGCUGGAACGGACGGGAAUCCUGAGCAUCUACUCCAUGUUGAGACAAAUGCAGCUGCGCUGGAGCGGCCAUCUGGUGCGCAUGGACGACGAGCGACUACCCAAACGACUCUUCUACGGAGACGUCGCGACGGGUUCUCGUCGUCAAGGAGGCCAAAUUCGCCGUUACAAGGAUACUCUGAAGUCCUCCCUGAAGCGCCUGCAAAUCAACCCGACCAACUGGGAAGAGCUCGCUCGCGAUCGUCCGACAUGGAGGAGAACAGUGAAGACGGGCGCUGCUCUCUACGAAGCCAACCGCAUCGCCGCCGCCGCCAAAGUGAAACGCGAAGCCCGCAAAUCACAACUUCGCCCAGUCCGCAACGCCGCCGCACAACCUCCCCUACGUGUCCUCGAUGUCAACGGACAUUCCGGGCACGAAUCGGACUUGUUGGACAUCUUCGAAUCAACUGUGCCUCUCGAACUGCUCCAGCCAUCGUCCCCCCGCCCGCCUCUUCCUCGUCCUCUCUACCACCAACUAACUCUGAUAACUCUUCUGAACCACCACUUCCAUCCUCCUCCUUCUCCUCCACUGCCCCAGCGGUGGCCGUUCAGGCUGCCGUCUCACACAUCGCCAACCACGACACAACAACCGCAACCACCCCCACCCCUCCCGAUUCCAGUGAUGAGGAUCAGGACUACACCUGCCCUCACUGCGACCGCACCUUCACUUCACGCAUCGGUCUGGUCGGUCACAUGCGAAUCCAUCGCACAGAGACUGGCGAACCAGUGCCUGGAGCACCAACCUACACUCACCGCACUCGCCUCCACUGCCCACACUGCCCUCGCACCUUCCGGCAUCGCAUGGGUCUACUCGGUCACAUGCGCAUCCACGAGAGCGGAGUUGACCACAAUUCCGAUACAGCCACGACAUCCAAAACAUCCAACACGCCCAGACCCAUCCUCGCUCCACUGUCACACGCGCCGACCACCGCCAACACCACUGCUUCCUCUACAGCUGACACCGACACCGCCGACCUCUCAUGCCCACAUUGUCCACGCACCUUCACCUCACGCAUCGGCCUGGUCGGUCACUUGCGAAUCCAUCGCACAGAGACUGGCGAACCAGUGCCUGGAGCACCAACCUACACCCACCACACUCGCCUCCACUGCCCACACUGCCCUCGCACCUUCACGCAUCGCAUGGGUCUGUUCGGCCACAUGCGCAUCCACAACGACCUGCGGUAG